Quercus lobata is the source of this 1365-nucleotide messenger RNA. Its product is annotated as golgin family A protein. Lineage: Eukaryota; Viridiplantae; Streptophyta; Magnoliopsida; Fagales; Fagaceae. The coding region runs from base 73 to 1122 and encodes 349 amino acids. The transcript is spliced from 7 exons. The record is from RefSeq and is a predicted model, not a curated record.
CUCCAAACCACAUCACCGCCAUUCUCAGUUUCACAGACAGAGAGAGAGAGAGAGAGAGAGAGAGAGAGAGAAAUGGCUGGUUUGCUAGCAUGGGCAGCGGACGUAGUGGGAGCGAGUGGACCCCAAAACAACGAAGAAGACGAUCCCAAUUCGGUCCCAAUAGUAUUCACCACAGAGCAGCAAAACUACGCUCAAGAACUCGACCGAAAAGCAGCCUCUCUGAGCCGUUCGAUUCAGGAUCUACGGCUCAGAUUGCCUCCCCCUGACAUCUCUCAGCGCCUCCCUCAUCUCCACGCUCACUCCCUCGCUUCCAAUGCCGCUCUUGCCCUCCAACUCAAUUCCCACUCUGCCACACGUGAACAGGUCCAAUUGAGAGAGGUGAAACUACAGGAAGAAAAUGCUGCGUAUGAAAAGGCUAUAUCAAAUUGUGAGAAUAAAAUACAGGAGAAAAUGCAGGAGGCAGACCUCCUGCAUAAGAAGUUGGAGGAAAUGGAUGAGACUGAGAAAAAUCUGAGAGCUGAGCAGGAAAGUACAGAAGCUGCUUUUGUUGCCAACCAAUCUGGCAGAUCCAGUGAUUCAGCUGUUGAAUCCAAGGUGUCAGUCAAUGCUGAACCAGAUACAGAAGUAAUGAAGUCUGCAAUACUGGAGAAGUUAGAGAACAAGAAGAAAGAAUUGAGUUCAAUGGAAGAAAUAGUUCAAGAUUUGGAGAAAAAAUGGACGCAAGUUCAAGAUAAGGCGUUGAAGCUGCCUUCCCCAGCUCAAAGAGAGAAGAUAUUGGACAAACAGCUUCACAGCCUAAUUGAGCAACUGGAGGCAAAACAGGUACAAGCAGAAAGCCUGGUUAGUGAAAUUCAUCUAAAAGAAAUGGAGUUAGAAAAAUUGAAUGGAUUGAGGGUUGAAAGGAGCAACAUAGAAGCCAAUAAUGCCCGGAAUCGGUUUGGAAGAAGCACAUCCGGGAAAGGAUAUGGGUCUUCAGAUUAUAUUGUUGAUGCGCAUCUCAAACCUCCUUAUUACCCUGGUGGCCGAUCUGAAAAUCAGCAGAAACUUAUGCUAAUCAGGCAAGGAGGCAUGGAGGAUACAACAUACCCGCACAUAAUUUUGGAUGGAAUUACCGUAACGUAAUAUGUACUUUACUCAAGGUUUAUAAAUAACACUAACAUUUCUCCAAAGUUUAUUGUUGCUGCUGACCUCUCUUUCAGGUUCUAUAUUGACUGAUAAGCACAUGUUUUGAUACUUUUAGUUUAGAAGCAUUUUAGUGACUGUAUGGUGUCCUCAAUAAUGUGCACAUCUUGUCUGCUAGACCUGGUUAUUGCUGGGAACACCUCCAUUGUGUACCGUUGGAACAAGGAUGAAAAGAUAUUUUAG